Messenger RNA from Durusdinium trenchii, 486 nucleotides. The record is from the annotation of a GenBank genome assembly. Lineage: Eukaryota; Dinophyceae; Suessiales; Symbiodiniaceae.
AGGAGCGGGGCGCUGAUGUCUUGCGUCUUCGAGAGCGCCUGAGCGAUUUGCGACGCCUCGAACGGGUGUCUGCGGCUGGGGCCGAUGCUGACAGGGUCGCUUUGCUGGGUCAGCUGGGAAGAGAUUUGCGCACGUCGGGAAUUCAGGUUCAAGGCGCUCGGAAAUGUCCCGAGUGUCCUGUGAAAGAUGGAGCACGACCGUUUGAACAGAGAUCUCCAGCAGAUCUCCAGCCGACUUUGCCACGCCUUCUUUUGGAAGUUGCCGCAUUGCGGCAGUUGCUGGAGGACAACGAGGUAUUGCAAGUGGAGCCGCAAAAGGUUCGAAAGGCUCCAGCGGCGAGCCCGACUUGUCAGAAUGAAGUGCCGGCGUAUCCGAGUGCAGUCGCUGCCGGUGUCCGUCUCAUUGAACGACGUAUGGCCAUGGCAGGAAAAAGGUACGAUUUCAGCAAUUUUGGGUUCGAAAGCUCUUGAGCGGCUUCAUGAGGUG